Molecule: messenger RNA, 2497 nt
Organism: Zea mays
Lineage: Eukaryota; Viridiplantae; Streptophyta; Magnoliopsida; Poales; Poaceae
Product: Monosaccharide-sensing protein 2
Exons: 6
Coding region: 259-2217 (652 amino acids)
Biological process (GO): transmembrane transport
Cellular component (GO): membrane
Molecular function (GO): transmembrane transporter activity
Source: RefSeq, a predicted model, not a curated record
CGUGUCUCCAUCUCUGCUAAUCUGUGCAACUAAUCAUCAUCGUCUCCAGUCUCCCUAGUCCCUGCUGCCGCUGCCGCUUGUCGCUGACGCCGUCGCGUAUCCUCCGCAUCUAAGCUGCCGGCGGCGACCAAACCCGCCCCGCCUCUCCUCCGUCCGCCCCCGCACCAGCUGGUUCCCUCCCGUGAACUCGCACGCUCACAGGUUUCAUAUUUUCUAGGUUUUAUAAUUGUUUGCAAAAGGGCUAUAGUACUUGAUGAGAUGAAGUCAACAGUGUUUUCAACAGCUGUUGUUUCUAUUGGGUAUGCAUUGCUUGGAUGGGAUUUUGCAGCAUUAUCAGAAGCUAAUCAUCAUAUGGAAAAAGAAUUUGAAUUGUUGAAUGGACCUUCUAUUGAAGGUAUAACAUUAGCAGCCUCAACAUUUGGGGCUAUUGUGAUAACAAUAUUCUCUGGCGCGCUAUUAGAUUGGCUCGGAAGACGUGUCAUACUGGUUUACUCGUCUCUGGUAUUAUUUUCGGGUGGCGUCUUGAUGCUGUGGUCUCCUAACAUCUACAUUGUACUUCUAGCUAGGUUAAUUGUUGGAUCAGGAAGUGGGUUGGUUUUCACCUGUGUCCCUAUUUAUAUAUCCGAAACAUCUCCUUCAAAUAUGAGGGGCUUACUUGGAACUAUGCCACAGUUUAUGUUCUUCAUAGGAACUAUCUUUUCAUAUUGCCUGAUAUUCUGGUUAACAUUAAUGUCUUCACCUAGCUGGAGAAUCAUGAUUGGUGCAAUCUUUGCUCCUUCCAUCGUGUACUUUGCUUUGUUGGUUUACUACUUGCCAGAGUCACCUAGGUGGCUUGCAAGUGAUGGAAAGAUUAGUGAGGCCAGAGUUUCUCUGCAGUGGCUUAGAGGAAAGAAACAUGAUGUUUCAGGAGAGAUAGCUGCUAUUGUGGAAGGUGUGGACAUCAUAUCGGACUCCACUGUUGGCGCUGCUCGUGCUCAGAGUUUCUCUGGAACCAGUGCUAGCCACACUUGGCCCCGUAGUACUUUUUAUUGGCAGCUUUCAGACCCACUAGUUGAUCUUCUCGGAAGCGUUCAUGAGAAUAUGUCAGAAGGAGGAAGUAGACGGAAUAGUUUCUUCCCAGUCUUCAACAGUUUUUCUUUUCCAGAGCAUGAACAUAUGAAUGAACACAGGGAUGGUAACAGUGAUCAACAGACUAGGGAGACUUAUUAUGCUGGAGAAGCUAAUAAUGGAGAUGGUUUAAGGGCUUCUCUGCUUUCUCAGGCAGCAAGUGUUGAAGUAAAUGAUACAAAUACCUCUUUUACUUCUGAAGGGAGCUCUUCAUAUUUAAGAAGGCAUGGAACAUCAGUGCUUGCACAAGAGUUUAUGGCGUCUAUACAUGAUUAUGACAUUGAAGAAGAAGAAGAAGAAAUCCAUGGGUUUGCAUUGCCUCACCAGUCUGCACCUCGUGAUAUGGAAAGCACCGGGAGACAUCCAUUCAGACAUCAAAUAGUCCGGUUAUCUGAAACAGCUGAUAUGAAGUUUAAAUGGCGGGUGCUUCUUCAACCAGGAAUCAGGCAUGCCUUAUGUUAUGGCAUGUUAAUUCAAGCCCUUCAGCAAUCUACAGGAAUCAGUGGUCUUCUCCGCUGCGCUCCUGAAAUAUUUGAGCAGUCUGGAGUGGCUAGUUUGUUUUCAGACAUUGGACUUUCUCCUCAUUCAACAUCAAUUCUCAUGAGUACCCUUAAUGCUUUGCUGAUACUCCCUUGUAUAACUGCCGCAAUGCUGCUGAUGGAUGUCUGCGGGAGAAGGGUUAUUGUGCUGGCCACUACUCCUGUCCUGAUACUAUCAUUGAGUGUUAUGUCUAUGUCCACCCUGGUGAAUAUGGGACCGUUCGAAAGUGCCGUCCUCUUCCACUUCGCAUUAACCAUUUGCUUCUGGUCCUAUGUCAUUGGUUUGGGACCGAUACCAAACAUUCUCUGCUCCGAGAUAUUCCCAACCAAGGCCCGUGCGACAUGUGCAAGUUUCUGUUCGCUUUCCUUCUGGUUUGGGGGCCUGCUUUCAGCGUACUGCUUCCCGGUGAUGUUGAGCACCAUCGGGCUUGGCGGAGCGUGUGGGAUCUAUGCACUUGUGUGCUGCGCUCCGCUUUUUCUCGUCUACUAUCGAAUACCAGAGACGAAGAUGCUUAACCUGGAGCUCAUUGCGGAGCUGUUCAAGCUUUCAAGGCAGGAGCAUGUACAGUAGAUUGUCCAGGAACCGAGGUAGCCCAGGCUGAGUGCCGAUGGAUGGUGAUGUGUGUACAUAUGACAAAUGUAACUUUGGAUGCUGAAUUUGUUUUUGCUAGUUAGGAGGAUUGGUGAUAGUGUACGAAGUGGUUUACUCUUUUGCUGUCCACAGGUUGCUGGCAGUGUUUGUAGUGUUUUGUCUUAGGGGGAAUUCCUGUACUCCACUGUAAUUGUAAUGUACCCUAUAACUUAUUUGUCAUCGCAAAUAUCCUAAUGCAAUUUCUUAUCCUUCCAUACCA